Clarias gariepinus (North African catfish) is the source of this 2026-nucleotide messenger RNA. It is a transcript of the gene gdap1, whose product is annotated as ganglioside induced differentiation associated protein 1. The record is from RefSeq and is a predicted model, not a curated record. Gene Ontology annotation, cellular component: mitochondrial outer membrane. The transcript is spliced from 6 exons. Bases 1 to 1080 code for a protein of 359 amino acids. Gene Ontology annotation, biological process: mitochondrial fusion; mitochondrial fission. Lineage: Eukaryota; Metazoa; Chordata; Actinopteri; Siluriformes; Clariidae.
AUGGCGGCGCAGGACGAAGGGGAAUCUCUCCUCCAGAGAGAAGCAGGUGCAGAGAUGCUAAAAGAUAAGGUUGAGAAAAUGGACAGCAGGAAAAAGAAUGAGUCCAAACUGGUUCUGUAUCAUUGGACCCAAUCAUUCAGUUCGCAGAAGGUGAGGUUGGCCAUAGCUGAGAAGGAUUUGCAGUGCAAGGAGUAUGAUGUGAGCUUGCCUCUGAGUGAACACAACGAGCCAUGGUUCAUGCGCCUGAACCCGGCUGGCGAGGUUCCCGUUCUGGUGCAUAAUGACCAUGUCAUCUGUGACCCAACACAGAUCAUGGAUUACUUAGAGGAAACUUUCAAUGAUGAAAAAACUCCAAAGCUCAUUCCAGAGACAGGGAGUACAUAUUAUCACAGAGUUCAGCACUAUCGUGAGCUGCUGGACUCACUGCCCAUGGACGCUUACACACACGGAUGCAUUCUUCAUCCCGAGCUCACUGUUGACUCGCACAUCCCGGCCUACGCCAACACGCGCAUCCGAGCACAGAUAGGGAACACGGAUUUGGAGCUGAAGAAACUGGCAGAAGAAAACCCAGAGCUUAAAGAUGCUUAUAUCUUAAAACAGAGACGCUUAAAAACAAAGCUGUUCGAUCACGACAACAUAAAAUAUCUGAAGAAGAUUCUGGACGAGCUGGAGAAAGUUAUGGAUCAGGUGGAGACGGAGCUGCAGAGGAGAGCAGAGGAGACACCAGAGGAAGGAACUCAGCAGUCGUGGCUGUGCGGCGAUUUCUUCAGCAUGGCCGAUGUUUCGCUCGCCGUCACGCUCCAUCGGCUCAAGUUCCUCGGGCUGUCGCGUCGUUACUGGGGCAGCGGCACGCGGCUCAAUCUGGAGUCGUACUACGAGCGCGUCCUGGAUCGCCCUACGUUCCGAAGGGUCCUCGGACACGUCAACAACAUCCUCAUAUCAGCCGUGUUACCAACUGCUUUCAGAGUGGCCAGGAAAAGAGCGCCCACCUUCAUCGGCACCACGGCAUUAAUUGGAUUAUUAGGAGGAGCAACGUAUUUCGCUUUUCUCUAUUUCAAAAAGCGACUGCUUGUGUCCUGAUGUAGCAGUGGAUAGUCAUUUUUCAUGGCCUGCUCUAUUUGGUUUGCCAAGCCUAUGUGUAUAUACUGUCAUUUCUGGACUAGAGAAGAUAGAUGAAAGUGCUGUACAGCAAAUUAUGUGUAUGUUGUAUCGUUUAAUUAUUUAAGAUUUCACAAAGUGUGACAGAAAAUAUUAAUUUAAAUUUUUUUUUCCUUCUAAUUUCUUUUUCCUAAUACAAUGCAUGUUUAAUUGUUUGAUGAUGUGUCGACAAGUUACCUACUAAACAGUUACGUUAUACAGUACUUAAAUGUUAUACAGUAACUAAAGCUGAUCAUAUAACAAGUCUAAUCUUAUAUAUAUAUAUAUAUGGCACACUGUUUGGCCAAAAAAAAGUAAGUACCUCACAAGAUUUCAUUGAGCACCUUUAGCUCUUGAUUAAAGUUCAUAGUGGGGUGGCAAAUUCAUACAGUAUGUAAAGAUUACUCAUGCUCCCAGCACCACACUUGAAUCCUGAUGCAUGUUAUCAGAAUAAAAAAAUUAAAAACCUGCACUGAUGUGAUAACCUGGUCAUUCAGUACAUUCAGUUUGUUAGCUGACUUCAUUUUAUUGCCACAUACCAUUGCUGAAUCUAAACCUGACGAACGGAAGCAACUAAGCUUGUACAGAGAGCACAAUGCAUGAUGGGUACAGUACAAUUCUUAUCCUAUUGCUCCAAAGUCCAGGAUUUUAUUAAAAAAAAUUUCCCCCGAUUUUUGUCCCUAAUUUAUCAUGUCCCCGUCACUAGGGGCUCUCACAUUAAGACGAAAUUUCAGUCGGGAAUGCCGAAGACUUGUGUGAGCUUACAGACGCCCCGAUUGGCUGUAGAGCUGUAUUUAACGUGGAAAGUCUAAGUGGCUCCCAUCCCACCCUGCUGAGAGAGCUCGGCCAGGUUGAGAAACUGUCAGAGCUAAAAUUCACAUUCAUUAUA